Salmo salar (Atlantic salmon) is the source of this 4696-nucleotide messenger RNA. Its product is annotated as BTB/POZ domain-containing protein KCTD1. Gene Ontology annotation, cellular component: nucleus. The record is from RefSeq and is a predicted model, not a curated record. Gene Ontology annotation, biological process: negative regulation of DNA-templated transcription; protein homooligomerization. NCBI's taxonomy places the organism in Eukaryota, Metazoa, Chordata, Actinopteri, Salmoniformes, Salmonidae. Gene Ontology annotation, molecular function: transcription factor binding; transcription corepressor activity.
AGGGUUAUGUAUACAAAUGCUGGGCAGGCCAUUAUUUUGGCUACCAUGGCUAUGCCCCAUCCACAGUGCAUGAGUAGUUACUGAAUGGUUUGAUCAGCAUUAAAACGAUGUAAACCAUAUGCCAUUGUCAUGUCACCAGAUCUCAACCCAAUUGAACGCUUAUGGGAGAUUCUGGAGAGGGGCCUGAGACAGCGUUUUCAAUGAACAAAACACCAAAUGUGUUUAGAGUUCGACACUUGUAGACUCUAUACCAAGGUGCAUUAAAGCUGUUCUGGCUCAUUGUGGCCCAACACCCUAUUUUAAGACACUUUAUGUUGGCGUUCUUGCGAUGCCUUGCAGUGUUACUUGUCAGGUUCUACUGAUGAUCUUACCACCUGGGUGUCCUGGUCUGUGCUGUUUAGAUGUGUACUGGUCUGUGCUGUUUAGAUGUGUACUGUAAGAGUUGAAGUGUUCGCCUGCUGUUUGAAAGUAGGAGUAGUCAACCUGAAAAAGAAUCCACAGGAAAUGGGUUUUAAUUUGAGUUGGGAUGAAAUGGUUGUGCUACACGUACUGAAUCCCAUUCUCUUUUUCUCCUCUCGCUCCAUGACAUGCACACACACACACACUUUUCAUGAUUCUUCUAAGCAGAUUCUCCACUCCAUCCACCUUCAUGAUGGCAAGGCUUUGAGGACAGCCAAUUCCAGCGAGCUGGUUUUCAGAACUUUCUACACAUACCAUCUUCCACAAAUUAGUCAGGGAACAAAUUACCUGCAUUCUGAGUAUGAUCCCACGCACUUUGCCGGCUGCUGUACACAGGUUUCCCUUUUGAAGAGCAGCCGUGUGAUUUCUCCCUCUCUGUUCGCCCCGCGGGCCCCUCUGCCUUCUGCGAGAGGGAUUCUGGAGUUGAAUUUUAAAACUAUGUAUGGCUGCCUGCGCUUAUCAGCGUGUGCACAAACGAACUGCAUGCAAAUCAGGGCAGGAUCACACACCACAGUGGCGGCCUACACUCAAAGGCAGGCUUAAUUGCUAAUUGGGUAUCUAGGUGUGAAACCCACACUGCCAAAACUGAGAAGUAAAAACAUGGAUGUUUUAAGGCUAGCUGUGGUUGUUUUUAAUUAAAUUAUAUUUUAAAAAAUGACUGAUUUUAAAAUGAGUGGAUUGGAUUUCCUGAACGUUAUAGGAAAAAUAACCCAGGAGAGUAUAGUAUGUGUCAAUACUUCAUGUAGUUUGGAUUCUGUUUGGUGAACACCUACAAUGAGGGGUCAGAUGUUGUGGAUUUAAUGGUACCAUCUUAUGGUGUGUAUUAUGAUCUUUUCGCAGUGCUGUUAUGGAAAAUGUUGGAUCGGAAUAUAUUCUCCCUUUCUACUUUUUGAAAGAUAGAAAAUAAUUGCCUGUGGAUCUCUGAUAUGCCAUUAGAUUAGAUCUAGAAGGGCCUUUGAAGUCUGCGUAUUUCUGGUAUGGGCCAAGACCAUACUGCUUUAUAGAGGGAGGAACAUUUUUGGACUGUGUGUGGAUGGUAGGUACCAGUAGGAACUAGGAAGCGCACCUGCAUAACUGUUAAUAAGAAAAGAGAUUAGGCAAAAUAAAGAACAAUAACAGACACAUUGCGAAAAACAAAGUGGAAAUGUGUCCAUAACACUGAUCAACAUUAUCCAGCUAGUUUAUGUAAAAUGGGUGGGUGUCACUUUUUUUAAUUUGCUCAUCAAAUCUACACUACAAUCUUAACAGCCCUCCUGAAUACAGCCCAUUGUUCUGGGAGAAUAAUAAUAAUAAUUUAUUCAACUUUUAUAGCGCUAUUCAUGACGUAAAUACAUUUCAAAGCGUUGUAAAGCAACAACAAAAAAGCCAUUUAAAAAACAGCUAAUCAUCAUGAGUAGAUCGACGGUUAAGAGGCUGAAGGUCGAGAGAGUUCACGGCUUGAUUGAGGUCAGCGGAGGGCGUACGUACGCUUUCAAUACUAUCAGUGUCUGCUUUAUGUGCGUAAACUGCUCUAUGGACAGUGUGCUGUGGAAACUAAAAGGAUCGGGGAAAGGUUAAACGUUCAUCCAGGGUCACCAAUGCCCCGGGGGCGUGUGUGUUUAAUCUAGAACCGAAACACGAGGAUAACCGUUCCAGCAUGUCCAGGCCAAUGAUCACAAGAUCGCCAGCGUCCCCCCUGAGUAACCAGGGCAUCCCGACACCCGCCCAGCUCACCAAGUCCAACGCCCCUGUGCACAUCGACGUGGGCGGACACAUGUACACCAGCAGUCUGGCCACGUUAACCAAGUACCCAGAGUCCAGAAUCGGACGUCUCUUCGAUGGCACAGAGCCCAUAGUGUUGGACAGUCUGAAGCAGCACUACUUCAUUGACAGGGACGGACACAUGUUCCGCUACAUCCUCAACUUCCUCAGAACUUCCAAGCUCCUCAUCCCAGACGACUUCAAAGACUAUAGCCUGCUGUACGAGGAGGCCCGGUACUUCCAGCUGCAGCCCUUGCUGGCCGAGCUGGAGCACUGGCGCCAGGACCGCGACCUGGCCAGGGUGUCACGCCCCUGCGAGUGCCUGGUGGUACGCGUGGCACCCGACCUGGGAGAGAGGAUCACGCUGAGCGGAGAUAAGGCCCUCAUUGAGGACGUGUUCCCGGAGAUCGGAGAUGUCAUGUGCAACUCGGUCAACGCCGGCUGGAACCACGACUCCACACACGUCAUCCGCUUCCCGCUCAAUGGAUACUGUCAUCUCAACUCUGUCCAGGUGUUGGAGCGUCUGCAGCAGCGUGGCUUUGAGAUUGCCGGCUCCUGCGGUGGAGGCGUGGACUCUUCCCAGUUCAGCGAGUACGUCCUGAGGAGGGAACUGAGAAGGGCGGGCCAGCGAGGAGGGCCUAACUCAAACAGGAUAAAACAGGAGCAGCUGGACUAGAGACCUCCCAGAAACUGGGGGGCGCUAGACUCUUUUUCGGUGGCAGCCAAGCGCUCAACGGGACGCAGCAGAGCUCUGUGGACUCUGAGGCCAUUCUUGCGAACAUUAGAAUAAGUUUAAGUUUACACUUUCUCUCUCUGUCUCAUAAUGCACAUCAGCUAAUUAGAAUCAUUGACAAAGUUGCACUUGUUCAAACGCUACGUAUUAGCUUUUCCCAUCAGAUAACCUGACCUAUGCUAACCUAGCCCAGCGGGCAGGGAUUGUUUCUUAUAACACAUUCUGCAUCAGCCUAUCAAAGACCUUAAUAUCCACCAACCAAUGGCACCGAGGGGGCGCAGCGGUCUAAGACACUGCAUCUCAGUACAAGAGGCGUCACUGCAGUAUCUGGUUUGAAUCCAGGCUGCGUCACAUCCGGCCGUGAUUGGGAGUUCCAUAGGGCGGCGCACAUUUGGCCCAGCAUCGUCCGGGGUAGGCCGUCAUCGUAAAGAAAAAAUGUGUUCUUAACUGACUUGUCUAGUUAAAUAAAGGUAAAUACAAAAAUACUUCAAAUAUGUCAACUUGGACACCAGAGGGAUAUUUUUUAAACUCCAAGGUUGACUUUUGUUCCUCUUGGUCUGUCUCAAGUGUGGAGUGGCAAUAUUCCAUGAAGCAUCCUUGACUAGGCUACUAGCUAGGUUAUCUGAUGGGAACAGGUAACGUACAGCGUUUGAUCACGUGCAACUAUGUCAACCAUUUGAAUAUGCUGAUGCGCAUUUUGAGACCGAGGGGUGGGGGGGAAAAGUUUGAACUGAAAUGUAUUCUAAUGUUCGCAAGUAACGGCACCAUGCAGCGCGUUAUCUUUCUGUUUUUGUUUCUUUGCCUGUAUGUUUUUUACGACUUGAGAAGAACCACUGAGAAAGAGAGAGAAUAAGGUGCAACGGGAUACAUUAUUUUUAUUAUUUUUUUGCCAUAAGAGAUGCAGAACAUUUGAUGAGUUUAUAUCUCAAGGACAUUUGUGAAUGUUCAAGCCCCCCCGCCCCCCAAUGAGAGAGAUCAUAUUUUCGCAGGGUCCCCAAGUAAAGUUUGUUUUAAAACUUUGAACCUACGUUUAGAUAUGAUCAAGACCACACAAAACGUUCAUGGUUUGGCUGCACAUGUAGUGCACCAGUGUAGUUUUUCAUUUACCCACCUCCAUAGAAGUCACAUUCUUCUGCCAUACUGUAAAAAGCUCACUGUAAUAUGUUUCAGGAUCUCAGUUCACAUAAACACCAUUAUUCUGAACUGAAUAUGACACAUUCUUCACCGCACUCUUAUCCACAUAGGAUGUUAAGUAUUGUGACACAUGCAAAUUAAGUGGUUUUUAUCGAAGUUAGCUUAUUGGAUUUUAUGCUAUGAAAUAUAGUUCACAGUAUUAUCAAGAUUUUAUGUCAUAGACCAUUCUAUACUCACUACAUGAACAUGAUUAAGUCAAUUCUAAGAAAUGGCCUCUUUGUUAGGGGACUAAGACUAGAGAACGGAUGGGGAUUUAAUUUAGAGGAUCACAAGAUCCCCUUGUGGCGUACUGUAAAUGAGAGUUUGCCGUUUGUAUGUGUUUUGAGUUGGGUUUUUUUAUGUUGAAAUGGACACCUUUUUUUUAAACUGAAUAAUGUUGCCUCAUUAAUGACUGAAUAGGUGAGGCUAUGAUUAUAAGGCCCACCUUUAAGAAUUACUCUUAGGAUAUAUUGAUGAUAUGAAGUUUGAUUAUCAUAAACUAUUUCUAACGCGAUCUACCUACGCUCCCUAGAUUUGAGUAAAGAGGAAUGUAGCACUAAAAUGUGAAAUAAAUCUUCAACAAAAGUUGUA